AUGCCGGAUAAGAGGUUGAGGGGAUUUGUGGCCAUUGGAAUCACCAGAAAUGACAUCAGAACACUGCCUUCGGAAGAAGAAAUCCUGAAAAAAUAUCCAGAUCUUUUGGUAAGCCGAUUACUAUUGUUUAAGCAUAAGUGUUAAGGGGAUCGAUGUAUGCGGAAACAAGAAUUUCGACACUUCCAUCAUCCCGAAUUACAGUAAGAUCCACAUCUUGUCGUGUGAAGCCGAGGAUGAGAAGACUUAUGUAGACGAGGCUGUCAUUCCCACCGUAAGUAGAUAUACAUUUACGUAUGUAAAUUUUUCCAGGAUGAUUGUGAUGUCCAAUGUGUGGCUGCGCAACAAGUUGAGAACGCGAAGAAAUAUCUGAAACAUUUGUAUCAGUUGUUGUUGAAGAAGAUCGAGGAGGUGAAGGAGAGCGAUCUCUUCAAGGAAAUGUCCAAGACCGCCUCAUCCGUGGGUCGAGAUUUCAUGGAAUUCUUGAGAAACCACACAUAA
Messenger RNA from Bursaphelenchus xylophilus (pine wood nematode), 498 nucleotides. Lineage: Eukaryota; Metazoa; Nematoda; Chromadorea; Rhabditida; Aphelenchoididae. The record is from the annotation of a GenBank genome assembly.